Priapulus caudatus is the source of this 1377-nucleotide messenger RNA. Its product is annotated as aminopeptidase N-like. Bases 26 to 910 code for a protein of 294 amino acids. The record is from RefSeq and is a predicted model, not a curated record. Gene Ontology annotation, molecular function: zinc ion binding; peptide binding; metalloaminopeptidase activity. Lineage: Eukaryota; Metazoa; Priapulida; Priapulimorpha; Priapulimorphida; Priapulidae. The transcript has 7 exons. Gene Ontology annotation, cellular component: cytoplasm. Gene Ontology annotation, biological process: peptide catabolic process; proteolysis.
UGAUCUGAUCAACGAGGUGACAGCAAUGCGCACGACUGAAUACCUGGAUGAUGAGGAUGAGUACAUACCGUGGAAGACUGCGCUGAAUGCGCUGCACUAUAUAGACUUGAUGCUAAGCAGAACUGCAUCGUACGGUCUCUUUCAGGCGUAUAUGAGAAAACAGGUCGAGCUUCUGUACAGAACUUAUGGCUGGCACGUCGACGCAGACGACACCGAUCAGAUGCUCACGUUACUACGCAUGGAGGCAACACAUACGGCAUGCACUUAUGGCAGCAAAGACUGUCUCACAGAAGCAACGAACAAGUUUAACGAGUGGCAACAAAGUAUCAACGCAGGAACUCCGUACCCGGUGUCUGUCAACUACCGUCUGACUGUGUACUGUCAGGGAAUAAAGACGGGAGAUGUCGACGAGUGGGACUUUGUCUGGGACGUCUAUCAAUCAGAAGACUGGCCGGCGGAGCGGGAGCGACUACUGGAGGGGCUGUCGUGCAACACGGCUCCGUGGAUCCUCACCAGGUAUCUGGAGCGGUCGAUGGGUGACGAUGAGGUGCCGCAGAGCGAGGCGUACCUAGUACUCCUCCACACAGCAAACAACCAUCUCGGUCGCUACCUCGCCUGGGACUUCCUCCGUGCAAACUACGACGCCGCCAGUAAGAGGUUCGGUGCCAGACUGAGUGAUGUCGUAGCUGCCAUCACAGGAGCGUUUAACACGCAAUUCGAGCUUGGAGAGGUGCACAGCUUCAGGGCCAGCCUCCCGACCGACGAUUCGUCCAUGAACCAUAUGUGGGACACAGCCGAGGAAACAAUAGUCGGUAACAUCCAGUACAUGACCAACAACGAGGAAGAGUUAGUCAACUGGUUAAACAGCAAUGCCGAGGCAAGGCAUCGGGCGUCAGUGAUGUCAUCUUAAAUAAGUACGUGCCCAUUUUUUGGAACGUCAUCAACAGUAGGUUUCUAGCUAGCCAAGGAGGUGAUUGCUUCCACCUAUAAACAUAUUCGAAUCAACUACCUCAUCGUGUCACUUUCGUGAUGUUACUGUGACAGAUUAUUAUCACGUUUCUGCAUAUUAACCGUACAUCAUGGCUUUUCAUAAUUAUGCUGUUCCAGUUGGUAAUAUUAUAUAGAGCGAGUGAAACUUGAUAUACUAUUAUGAUUUAUUAACUAUUUAUAAAAUUGACUGUAAAUAAUGGAGAAUUUCUAGAUGAAUAUAACGUAUAAUGAAUAUAAAUAACUGUAAUGUACAAGAUGUUAUGCAAGUGUGUAUGUGUGUGCAUGCGUGCAUGUGUGUGCGUGCACGUGUACGUGUGUGUGUGCGUGCAUGUGCGUGUACGCAUUAAACUUGUUUAACCAUAUGAAACAUGUUUUACUGUGCCCCUG